AUGCUACGAGUUCACUCGAAAAAUGUCUUUUCUUGUGAGGUUCCAUGCUCAGAAGGUGUCACUAAUCCUUUUGUUUUCCAGAUUGAAGCGCCUGGCUCUUGUAAUUAUCGUAUAGAUGUCGAUUGUGAGCGCAUUACAUGGAUAUGCUGCGACAUCCAGUUUUCUUCCAGGCGCGAAUUCCUUUCGCAUCGAAUGAACAGUCACCUUGAAAAGCUUGUCGACGGUGCUUCUAUAGGCGAAUACAAUUCCUGCCAAAGUGCUAACCAUCCGAGUGGAUCACCAGGCAGCAAUCUUGAUUCCGGUCCUGAGAUUGGUAUGGAGAAUGCUGACGGCAGCUCUAUAUAUUUAGACCAGAUGCAGUCAACGUCGGGUGAAAUUAUGCAGGUUGUUGUUCCUGAGGAGAUCAUGGGAGAUGGCAGAGACUUCUUCGUUGUAAUUGACAAUAAUGAGCAUCUAAAUGGUGAAGGCGUGACUGAGCAGUUAAACAACGGUCAGCAUCAUCUGCAAAUGCAUUCCGAUCAGAGGCUUUCGUCGUCUAAUCUGUUGCAGGAGAUUCUCGUUGAUGAACACAAUGAGAAUGGAGGAGAGUUUGUUGAAAUUACUGCGGAGCAAUAUCAACAAUUGCGGCUACAAUACGGCGACAGUCUCGUCGACAUGGUUCGUGAAAUUUUUUGUCAUAGAUUUCUCGUACUUAAGUCUGGUGUUUUGCUGCGUGUGAAGGAAGCCUUUAUCAGAGCUUCGGACCGGAAAAUGUCGUAA
This is a messenger RNA of Cooperia oncophora, 759 nucleotides long. NCBI's taxonomy places the organism in Eukaryota, Metazoa, Nematoda, Chromadorea, Rhabditida, Trichostrongylidae. The record is from the annotation of a GenBank genome assembly.